AUGCCACCUGUGGUAGAAUUUCUUACCUGUUUAUUUCUUCCUCUUUCCCAUCCUUCCUCCUACCGCCAUCCUCGUUAUUUUGUCGACUUCUUCGUCGCACCAAUAACCAUCAACAUUAAUUCUUCUUCCGCUUUUUUCCUCGACGCUUCUUUCUUUCUUGAAUUCUUUCUUUCUUAUUUACAGAUUCUUUUUUCUUUCUUUCUUAUUUACAGCUUCUUUCUUUCUUGCUUGCUUUCUUUGGUUCUUUUUUAUUUACAGAUUUUUCGUUCUUUCUUUCUUAUUUACAGCUUCUUUCGUUCUUUCUUUCUUUCUUUCUUUCUUUCUUAUUUACAGCUUCUUUCUUUCUUGCUUGCUUUCUUUCGUUCUUUUUUAUUUACAGAUUUUUCGUUCUUUCUUUCUUAUUUACAGCUUCUUUCGUUCUUUCUUUCUUUCUUUCUUUCUUUCUUUCUUUCUUAUUUACAGCUUCUUUCUUUCUUACUUUCUUUCUUUCUUAUUUACAGAUUCUUUUUUCUUUCUUUCUUAUUUACAGAUUCUUUUUUCUUUCUUUUUUUCUUAUUUACAGCUUCUUUCUUUCUUUCUUUCUUUCUUAUUUACAGAUUUUUCGUUCUUUCUUUCUUUCUUUCUUAUUUGCAGCUUCUUUCUUUCUUCCUAUCUUUCUUUCUUUUUUCUUGCUUUCUUUCCUUCUUAUUUACAGCUUCUUUUUUUUCUUCUUUCUUUCUUUCUUAUCUACAGCUUUUUCGUUCUUUCUUAUUUUACAGAUUUUUCGUUCUUUCUUUCUUUCUUAUUUGCAGCUUCUUUCUUUCUUCCUAUCUUUCUUUCUUUUUUCUUGCUUGCUUUCCUUCUUAUUUACAGCUUCUUUCUUUCUUUCUUAUUUACCGUUCCUGUCUUUCAUUCUUUCUUUCUUUCUUUCUUUCUUUCUUUCUUUCUUAUUUACCGUUCCUGUCUUUCAUUCUUUCUUUCUUUCUUACAGCUUUUUCUUUUCUCUUCCUUUUUUUUACAGAUUUUCUUUCUUUCUUUCUUUCUUUCUUUCUUUCUUUCUUUCUUUCUUUCUUUCUUUCUUUCUUAUUUACAACUUUUUUCUUUCCAUCUUUCUUUCUUUCUUUCUUUUUUCUUUCUCUCUUAAUUACCGUUCCUGUCUUUCUUUCUUUCUUUCUUAUUUACCGUUUCUUUCUUUCUCUCUUUCUUUCUUCGUAUAGUAUCCGGUUUCUCUUAUAUCCUAUCUAUCUAUUACACUGUAUAAAUCUAUUAGUGUGUAAUCUAGCUCUGCUAGAUCUCUGUUCGUUCGAUCCUAUCUAUCUAUCAAAGUGCCUUGUGCCACAUUCAAUUCCUGUGGGUGAAUUGAUAAAUACCAUCUAUCUAUCUAUCUAUCUAUCUAUCUAUCUCAUUCUGUUAUUGUUCUUUUUCCUUUCUUUCUUUCUUUCUUUCUUUCUUUCUUUCUUUCUAAAUAUCUAUCUAUCUAUAUAUCUAUCUCAGUCUGUUUGUGUUUAUCUAUCUAUCUAUCUAUCUAUAAUUCUGUUAUUGUUCUUUCUUUCUUUCGAUAUAUCUAUCUAUCUCAGUCUGUUCGUAUCUAUCUAUUUAUAUAAAAACUACUUUUUUAAAUGA
Molecule: messenger RNA, 1602 nt
Organism: Acanthosepion pharaonis
Lineage: Eukaryota; Metazoa; Mollusca; Cephalopoda; Sepiida; Sepiidae
Source: the annotation of a GenBank genome assembly